Molecule: messenger RNA, 1377 nt
Organism: Carassius carassius (crucian carp)
Lineage: Eukaryota; Metazoa; Chordata; Actinopteri; Cypriniformes; Cyprinidae
Exons: 3
Coding region: 158-1159 (333 amino acids)
Source: RefSeq, a predicted model, not a curated record
AAAAUGUAUGUACAGAGCAUGCGCAGUCGGCAUUGCACGUGACGGAAGAGGUAAUUGGCGCAAAAAUGUGAGAGUGUAUUUUGUCAAUUAGCAAAACAGGUGUUAUUGGGGGAAAGGAACAGAUCAUACAGGACAUUUCACUCUUGAUGCAUAAGAAAUGGCUUCUCUCCCAGCAAUGAAGAAUAUUCCCAGUGUUGAAAAUGCCUUUAAAGCAUCCAAGAAACCCAAAAACAAGAAAAGGAAAAAGGAAAAAAAGGAUAAGAGCAAAAAGUGUGUGCCUGACUUUUUGUUGCAUGAUGGCUGUAAUGAGCCAGUGUUUACACAAAUGCAAGACACCAAGAAAAGAAAAAAGCCAAAGAAAAAAACCAAACCGAAGGAAGACUUUCAGAAACCUAAAUUAAAUAAACAGCUCAAACAACCGGAAGAUAUGCACCAAAUUCAGCCUGUUAUCUACAUCUCCCCUGAUCAGGAGACACCAUGUUCAACCGAGAAGGAUUGUUACAUAAGCAUGAAACGUAAAAAGAGAGUAAUUUUCAACUUGCCACCUGAGCUAAGCCAAGCUGCAAAGACAAAUGAUGAAGAAUUCAGAAAGAUGGGCCACAGCAAGCAGUUUGUUGGUGAAAGCAGCUUGGAAUCCAACACAGCUGAAGAAAUGAACAGCCAAGACCUGUUUAUUACACAGAAAUCAUUCUUGGAGCCAUAUUUGGAGAUCUCCAGCACCUCAAGCUGCAGUCAGGCCACUACUGUGAAGGAACCAGAGAGUCGCUCAAGUAGGUUGACAGCUGAAGCAACCACUCAAACCGAAAACUUCUUUACCUUACCAGCAAUCUCCACCUCUCUCAGAUUUCAGCAGCAGAACACGUCCAAAACUCCUGAGGAACCAGUAGACCUGAGCCUGCCGAACAGAACAAGACAAAUGCACGGCCCAAAACAAUCUGCUGUAGAUUCUGCAAAACCAACCAAGCUUAAGGUAUCAGACACGUCGAGUGAAGACGGCGAUACAGUGCCCAAAGCCAAAGGUGAUCUGCUCCAGCUGAAGGUCAUCCAGACCCGCUUGAAUGAGUCUUUCUUUUUUAAGGUGAAGGGAGAAGAUUCACCCAAGCCCAUGUGCCCUUUGAUGAAGCUCACGGAAAGUGUUGAGAAAAAGAUAAAGAAGUGAAAUGAGACAAAGUUAAGAUUCACAAUAGGAAAAAAAGCAGUUCUGUGAACAUUCAUGAAAAAGACAAACUUUGUUAUAUGCAGUUUUAUUCAGUAAUUUACAUGGUUCGCUUCAGUGUUUUUCAGUGUUCAUAAAUAUGAAUAUCCACUGUGUUUACAAGCAGGAAUUGUUCACAAUAAUUUGUACAAUUAAAAUAUUCUGUGGGAAGAAAAAUGAAA